This is a messenger RNA of Amaranthus tricolor (Joseph's coat), 1213 nucleotides long. RefSeq lists its product as uncharacterized. The transcript is spliced from 6 exons. The record is from RefSeq and is a predicted model, not a curated record. NCBI's taxonomy places the organism in Eukaryota, Viridiplantae, Streptophyta, Magnoliopsida, Caryophyllales, Amaranthaceae. Bases 206 to 877 code for a protein of 223 amino acids.
AAAAUGUCGUUAAUACAAGGUGGGAGAUUGCCCCACGGACUCUAAUUUUCUCAAAUCAAAAUCAACGGUUCACAACUAACAUCUGCUUGGUUUUUCAAAAUAAAAAGAAUAGCUAAUAAUAUUUGAGGUUCUCUUUUUUUUUUCUCUCCUUCUGGUCUCUCCUCCACAAUCAAAGAACUCAGUAAUCGUUCCUCUGUUCAGAGACAUGGCGAGCAUUGCUACAACACAUUCCAGUCUAUGGUCGUCUGGAGCUCGACAAUGUUUUAGUGGAAGAUUUAGUGAAGGCAGAAGACCAGGAUAUAAAGGAGCUGUACUUCCUCACAAAUCAAACUUUUCUGGGAGUUGUGAUGUUUUCUACAACAAUCACUGUCAUAAAGCUGGAAAACAUCAUGUUUUUUGUUGCAGCUCACUGAAUAAGAAUGAUCCAAUUGAGCCAGAAGAUGAAAACUCAGAUGCAGAAUCAUCAAAUCCUGAAAGCCAACCGGCAAGCGGUGACAAUUUUAGGGACAAUCUGGAAAGAAUUAUUGGAAUUGAUGACUCUAAGUUCAGUGGGGCAGACCUUGCAGCUCUUAUAAGAAACAAAUAUGGAAGGUCCUACGACGUUCAACUUAUAAAGAAGGAGUUCAUGGGAAGAAACCUUCUUGCUAUGAAUGUUAUGUGGAAGUACCGAGAGCAGAGAUCAUUCCCAUUAACCGAAGAGGAAUACAUACUGAGGCUUGAUGAUGUAGCCAACAAUCUGAGAUGUUGGGGUGCCGUCUCACAUAUCAGAAACAGCCUCGCAAAGUUGAAAGAGAGGCCACGGAUCGGAAAGGCUGUGAGCAUAUUUAUAGACAUGGAUGAGUCCGGUGCGCGUUCAAAUGAAUGGAUCUACAAAUGAGUUUUUGUACGAAUGGCGCAUUUGUAGAUCAGACGUAGACGACUCUUUUUUGUGGAAACAGAUCAUUGCUCUUAAAGAAAACAAGGCACAAGGCAGAGAUGAAGGCACCAAUCCUAUCUAUUCUGCUGCUUAUUCUUUGAUGUGUUAAUGUUCUCAUUAGCUUGAGAAAAUGUAUAUACUAUACCAGUACAUAGGUUGUGGAAUGUUAAAUGAUUAUUUAUGGCACUCCAUUUUAUCUCUUCUCUUAAAACAAAUCUUGAACUUUAUACAUUCACCAUUUUUGGACAUACAAUAUGCAUCCAAAUUUAAAUUAAUCUUGCUUAUUUGGUUCCUGUA